Molecule: messenger RNA, 897 nt
Organism: Peniophora sp. CBMAI 1063
Lineage: Eukaryota; Fungi; Basidiomycota; Agaricomycetes; Russulales; Peniophoraceae
Source: the annotation of a GenBank genome assembly
AUGAGCCUUACCCAGGACGCGUAUUCAGUCUGGGUACAAGGAUGCAUGGACGUUGUGGCGCCAACCGUGCUUCUGUUCGACUAUACCUUGACUCUUUCUCAGGAAAUCAGGCUCAUGUGGAUACAUCCCACCUCACGGACAUCUCUAGUCUUCUUCUUGAACCGCUAUGUACCAAUUGCCAGUUGUAUUGUAUCCAUCAUCUUCAGCUUCUCAGAGUUCGGUUCAUCUGAAUCCACAUGCAAGUCCUUCUACGUCGCUCGUCAAGCAUCAAUCAUAUUCUCUCAGGCAGUCGUAGCUGUGCUCCUCGCCUUACGUAUUGUAGCAUUGUAUCAACGUGAUAAGCGUAUCAUUGCAGUACUCGUUGGCGCUUUCGUGCUUCUCAUCCCUCUCGCCUGCUGGUCAAUCACCGGGGGAAGCUCUUACGUUCUCCAAGCUGCAGCUGGGUGCCAUAUUGCUUCGGACUUCGCAUCUGGUGUCCAUAUCUCCUUUGCAUGGAUCGUACAGGCCAUCUGGGACAUCUUGAUCUUCAGCUUGACGAUUCGCAACACACUCCAGGUCCAGCAAUCUUGGAGGAGUCGCACGUUCCUUACCGGCACUAGUCUCGUGAACCUGGUAUGGCGCGACGGAGCUUUCUACUUCGCCAUCAUGGCUGUAUCCACGCUGGUCAACAUCGGAUUCUUCUACGUGCAACAGGAUGGUCUUCGUGGGGUCCUAGCACCCGUUGCUAGUAGCAUAUCUGUGUCCAUGAUGUCGCGUCUGUUUCUCAACCUCGCCGAAGCAGUCUCUUCACAAGGGACUGCGGAAAGUACACCGGACCACAGGCAGACCAUCACGAUACUCUUUGCGUCGCACUUGGACAGUACCGGACAAAAUUCCGUUGAGCACAGGAGGCAUUAG